GGUUGCUGUUAAUGUUUGUUAAGCUUUUAAGGUUACCCAACGGCGUGAAGUUACGCAUAGGUGUUUUUUUUUUUUUUUUGCAAGCAAUUGCUGGCUUCUGCUGUUUGUGUAAAACGACGCUGUUUUAGACUAACAGCAUUUAUGCGGUAGUGUAAACUCACUGAUAAGUGAUAGAGUCCCUCAUCAUAUGUUCAGAAAUCAUAACCGAAGGACGGUCAGGGUUUAUGCUAGGGUAACAGGGUUUUAGGCUCAGAGAGCAAGAGAAUGACUUGCAAGUUGCAAACUUUUUACGCCACAAGAGAGCUUCUCGUUCUCGUAUCAUCUCUCAUCUCUCAGAGGUAUUAGGCCAUUUAAUGAACUGGGUUUUAGGCAUUCUAUGUUUUUAAGUUUCUGUUUACCCAAAAGAAGUACUCUCAUAAGCCGGGCUUUUCACGUCGGUAAGCAGUUCUCAAAUCCAAAUACCGAAGACAUUUUCUUUAGGGCAAUUUGUGUUAAUUUAAAGCAGAGGAGAUGGAAACUCUUGGAGCAAAUGUCGCCGAGUCUUACCAAUUCAUUAGUAUGCCGUGUCAUUCACGAAUUUCGGGACUUGUCACAGUUAGCUUUAGAGUUUUACAAUUGGGUUGGAGAGAAGAAGAGAUUUUCACACUCAUUGGAAUCUUGUUGCACUGUAAUUGAGUUGUUGGUCAACUCAAGGAGAUUUGAUGAUGCCUUGGCUAUUAUGGGGAACUUAAUGUGUGAAAGUGGUGUGCCUCCGUUGGAGGUUUUGGAAGGGUUGAUUAAUAGUUAUGAAGGAUGUGAUUCAAGUCCGGCGGUGUUUGAUGCAUUGGUAAGGGCUUGUACUCAGUUCGGGGCCACUGAUGGUGCUUAUGAAGUGAUCAUGAAGCUGAGAAUGGAGGGGGUUUGGGUUACAAUUCACGCUUGGAAUAACUUUUUGGGUCACCUUUUGAAGUUGAAUGAGAUUGAUAGAUUUUGGAAGGUGUAUAAGGAAAUUAUUUCAUAUGGGUAUAUUGAAAAUGUGAAUACUUUCAAUUUGGUUGUUCAUGCUCUUUGUAAGGAAUGUAGAUUACUUGAGGCAAUCUCAGUAUUCUACCGGAUGUUGAAGAACAAAAUUUGGCCUAAUAUUGUUACUUUUAACAUGAUCAUAGAUGGAGCUUGCAAGAUGGGUGACUUGGAACUUUCCUUGAAGCUUGUGAGGAAGAUGGGAGUGAUGUCAGGGGGGUGCGUACAGCCCAAUUCAGUAACUUACAAUUGUGUCAUUAAUGGGUUUUGCAAGAUUGGGAGUGUAGCAUUGGCAGAAGAAUUCCGUAAUGAAAUGACUAAGGUGGGUAUUGAGUCGAAUGAGAGGACCUAUGCAACUUUGAUGGAUGGGUAUGCAAGAGGAGGGAGUUUGGAUGAGGCUUUUAAGUUGUGUAAUGAAAUGGUGGAGAGGGGCUUGAUUCCUAAUUCUGUUGUUUACAAUACAGUCAUCCAUUGGCUGUACAAGGAAGGAGAUAUGGAGGGAGCUUCUUUUCUAUUGUCUGACAUGAUUGAUAAGCGUAUAUGCCCUGAUCAAUUUACCUACUCAAUCCUCGCAAAGGGGCUUUGCAGAAAUGGAUAUGUGACUGAAGCUCUCAAACUUAAUAACCAGAUUAUGGAGAAGAACCUCAUUGCAGAUGCUUUUACUCACAAUAUUCUCAUCAAUUAUAUGUGCAGAAACAAAAAUUUAGCAGGAGCUAAGCAACUGUUGGGCAGUAUGUUUGUUCACGGUUUAAUGCCUGAUCUUGUUACCUACGGUAGCUUGAUUGAUGGGCACUGCAAGGAAGGGAAUGUAGAGGGUGCAGUUCAGGUUUAUGACGGAAUGAUAAAGGUGGAAGAAAAACCAAACUUGGUAAUAUACAAUUCUGUUAUAAAUGGAUUAUGCAAAGAGGCAUCAAUGGAUGUUGCGAAACUUUUGAUAGAUGUUUUACGAAGGAUUGGUGUACUUGAUGUCAUAACCUAUAAUACUUUGAUAAAUGGCUAUUGCCUCAGUGGAAAGACUGAUGAGGCAUUUGCGUUGUUUUCGGAAAUGAGGGAGGUGGGGAUUUUAGAAAACAGAGUCACUUACAAUACAUUAAUCAACUUCUUGUGCAAGUUUGGGUAUUUUGAACAAGCAAAAGACCUUAGGAAGAUGAUGGUUCUACGUGGAAUUGUUCCUGAUUUCAUAACAUAUACAACUCUUGUCACCCAUUUCAGUAAGUGUCGCAGUACAGAGGAGGUGAUUGAAUUGCAUGAUGAGAUGAUGCUUGAGGGAGUGAUCCCUGAUGGACAAACAUAUAAGGCCAUUGUUAGACCACUUCUUCUGGAAGAGAAUGCGUAGACUUGAGAGAAAUAGAGAGGAAGAUUAACCCUCAGCUUUAUUGCUUCCCAACCUCAGUUCGUGGGAAGAAAAGAAGAUUACUCAUCUCUUUGGCUAAAGGUCGGUGGAACAUAUUUUCAAUACUCAUGUUUCUCAAAGUUCCACUGAUGAUAAAGAUCUUCUGGAUCCCGAACGGUAAAGGAAGUUUUAUGGUUAAAUCGGCCUACAAUCUCCUUCUCCAAGAGAGUCCCUCCCCUAAUGUUCCUCUUGCUCCAAAGUUCGGGAUAAGUUGUGAGAGGCAAAGAUUCAUGACAGACUUAAGCUUCUAAUCUGAAAGAUAGCAUGGAAAACCCUCUUUGUCAAUGCUAAAUUGAGGGAAGUCAAAGCUAAAUUGGGGGAAGUCAUUAGAAGAGCUUUUGUGCCCUCUUUGCCGUUCAAAGAUUGAAACUGUGGAACAUUGUUUUUGAA
Messenger RNA from Alnus glutinosa, 2782 nucleotides. RefSeq names its product pentatricopeptide repeat-containing protein At1g11710, mitochondrial. Lineage: Eukaryota; Viridiplantae; Streptophyta; Magnoliopsida; Fagales; Betulaceae. Gene Ontology annotation, molecular function: protein binding. The record is from RefSeq and is a predicted model, not a curated record. Bases 377 to 2335 code for a protein of 652 amino acids. The transcript has 2 exons.